Molecule: messenger RNA, 750 nt
Organism: Argiope bruennichi
Lineage: Eukaryota; Metazoa; Arthropoda; Arachnida; Araneae; Araneidae
Exons: 3
Coding region: 1-495 (164 amino acids)
Source: RefSeq, a predicted model, not a curated record
AUGCGGCAUGUCUUGAUACUUCUGUCAUGUCUGCUAGUGUCGGAUGCCUUGCUGCAGGCAGCUUCUCCCAUGGUCAUGAUGUAUUUCCGUUUGAACGGAGCCGCUCGACUCAUUAGAGCUGUCAGGUUCGUGAGGUACUUGAUGCGCCUGAGGACUGUCCUAAGACGGCUGCAUCUUACUCGCCGAUUUGUUGGAAUGGUGCCUUUACUUUUACUAGGAAGGAAUGGCAGGCGCCACAAUUUCAAAUUUUUGACUUCACAAGAUACUUGUUUGAAAAGAUUGGCUUGUGAAGUUUUCACUAAGCCAGAACCAAAAGGAGCACAGUAUGAUGGGAUCACUAAUGCCGCUCGUCAAGACAACAAUGGGUUCAAGAUCUUUCUCACGUUUGAUGCACCCGAAAGCGAUGACUACUGCAAACAGCGCUUUGCCUCAUGCCCUUUUAGUGCUAUGCAAAUCAUCAAGGCACUAAUACCCAUACCAGGCCUGCAACGGUAGCUGCUGUCUUCUCAUAUUCUAUUGGAUGACUUGGAUCCAGAGAAACGUCACUAUCUAUUCAGAUUUCAGGGUACUUUCUCUGACAAGGACAGCGAAAAGAAUGUUAUGUGAAACCUGAAGAAGUGAAGAGAUCAUAACCAUAAAAGCAAUGUUUAAAGGCCGCCGAUAAAUUUAGAGCACCAGUGAACUUUAUUUUAAAAAGUUGGAAUGCUGGUGAUGAGAGUAAAGUGAUAAAUUAUACUUGUUUGGACAUUA